ACAUUUAAAACUUCCGUUGGAUACUGCUUUCAUUGCUACUACCAUGAAUUAUACUCCACAGAUUUUACUGGUGAUCUUGUUGAUUGUAUAUAAAUUAGAUUACAGUACGUCUUUGAGUUGCUACACUUGCGAAACUUGUCCAGACCCAUUUAACUCUUCAUAUCCACAAGUAAACAACCAAAGUGGAUGUGCAUGGUGUGCCAAGAUUACGCUUAAAAAGCGUCGUUCUCCAAUAAGACAAUGUGCAGACAGAUGUGACUAUUUAUAUUUUUGGAAAUCAUACUCCAAGUUCUCUUAUUAUUGUUGUAAUACUGACUAUUGUAAUAAAAGUAUAAAGAGUUAUGAAAUUCAUCAAAUACUAAUUAUGAUUGUUAUAACACUUGUUUGUUUCUAUAUUAAUAAAAAAUAAACGAAAAAAAACACAAAACAACGAACCUUACAAUUUGCCUAAAUCAAAUUCAUUCAUAACUUUAUCUUUAUAUAUUUAUUUAUAUUUGUGUGUAAAAAUGCUAUUUCAUUAUUUGUAGCUUAGAAAUCAUAUUUUAGUGUAUUGAAUCCUCUUUUGUAUUGAUGAUAAUACUUUAGAAACAAAAAAGAAACAUUUCAC
Molecule: messenger RNA, 607 nt
Organism: Schistosoma bovis
Lineage: Eukaryota; Metazoa; Platyhelminthes; Trematoda; Strigeidida; Schistosomatidae
Source: the annotation of a GenBank genome assembly